Messenger RNA from Otolemur garnettii (small-eared galago), 2039 nucleotides. RefSeq names its product leucine aminopeptidase 3 (gene LAP3). Gene Ontology annotation, molecular function: manganese ion binding; metalloaminopeptidase activity. The coding region runs from base 72 to 1670 and encodes 532 amino acids. The transcript is spliced from 12 exons. The record is from RefSeq and is a predicted model, not a curated record. NCBI's taxonomy places the organism in Eukaryota, Metazoa, Chordata, Mammalia, Primates, Galagidae. Gene Ontology annotation, cellular component: cytoplasm. Gene Ontology annotation, biological process: proteolysis.
CCCCCAGGCGCGCGCCCGCCCCUCCGGCGCCACGUGGUUGCGGGAGGCGGCGCGGGGGCCGAGCCGGGAAGAUGUUCUUGCUGCCUCUUCCGGCUGCGGGGCGAGUCGCCGUCCGACGACUGGGGGUGAAGCAUUUCUGGGUCCAGGGUCGCUCCGUCGCAAACAUGACCAAGGGCCUUGUGUUAGGAAUCUAUUCUAAAGAGAAAGAAGAUGAUGGGCCACAGUUUACAACCGCAGGAGAGAAUUUUAAUAAAUUGGUGGCUGGAAAGCUGAGAGAAAUUUUGAACUUAUCUGGACCACCUCUGAAGGCAGGCAAGACCCGAACCUUUUAUGGUCUGCAUCAGGACUUCCCCAGUGUGGUGCUAGUCGGCCUUGGCAAAAAGGGAGCUGGAAUCGACGACCAGGAAAACUGGCACGAAGGAAAAGAAAAUAUCAGAGCUGCUAUUGCAGCGGGAUGCAGGCAAGUUCAGGACUUGGAGCUGUCCUCCGUGGAGGUGGAUCCCUGUGGGGAUGCCCAGGCCGCUGCCGAAGGAGCGGUGCUUGGUCUCUACGAGUACGAUGACCUAAAGCAGAAAAAGAAGACGCCUGUGGCAGCGAGGCUCUAUGGAAGUGGGGACCAGGAGGCCUGGCAGAGGGGAGUCCUCUAUGCUUCCGGGCAGAACCUGGCACGCCAACUGAUGGAGACUCCAGCCAAUGAGAUGACGCCAACCAGAUUUGCCGAGAUAAUUGAGAAGAAUCUCAUAAAUGCUAGUAGCAAAACAGAGGUCCAUAUCAGACCCAAGUCUUGGAUUGAAGAACAGACUAUGGGAUCAUUCCUAAGUGUGGCCAAAGGGUCUGACGAGCCCCCUGUGUUCUUGGAAAUUCACUACACAGGUAGCCCGAAUGCAAGUGAACAGCCCCUCGUGCUUGUCGGGAAGGGAAUUACAUUCGACAGUGGCGGUAUCUCCAUCAAGGCUUCUGCAAACAUGGACCUCAUGAGGGCAGACAUGGGAGGGGCUGCAACUAUCUGUUCAGCCAUCGUGUCUGCAGCAAAGCUUAAUUUGCCUAUUAAUGUCAUAGGUUUGGCUCCUCUUUGUGAAAAUAUGCCCAGUGGCAGGGCCAACAAGCCUGGGGAUGUCGUCAGAGCCAGGAAUGGGAAGACCAUACAGGUUUGUAAGUGGAAAACACAGCAUUCCCCAUUGGCAGGGCCUCACAACAUCCCAUGGUGGCCCCUUCAACUUCAGUGGGAGCAGAGCCCUGGCACCAUGUUAAGGGAGACUGGAUUCUUUGGUGCUGACUUGUGUCUUGCAGGUGCCAUGGACAUAGCUUUGGGUUCAGGUGCCACUGGAGUCUUUACCAACUCAUCCUGGCUCUGGAACAAACUAUUUGAGGCCAGUAUUGAAACAGGGGACCGUGUCUGGAGGAUGCCUCUUUUUGAACAUUAUACAAAACAGGUGGUAGAUUGCCAACUUGCUGACGUUAAUAACAUUGGGAAAUACCGCUCUGCGGGAGCAUGCACAGCAGCAGCAUUCCUGAAAGAGUUUGUGACUCAUCCUAAGUGGGCACAUUUAGACAUAGCAGGUGUGAUGACCAACAAAGAUGAGGUUCCCUAUCUACGGAAAGGCAUGACCGGGAGGCCCACGAGGACCCUGAUAGAGUUUUUGCUGCGUUUCAGCCAAGACAGUGCUUAGUUCCAAUGCUCAGCCAUUUCUUCAUUCUGUCUUUAGUUGGACAGUUGAGCAUCAAAAGAUUUUUGAAUGAAUGGAUGAAAAUCUUGGAAACAAGGGAUGAUAUUUAAAAAUGUAAAAUUCCAGUAAAAUUUGUAUGCCUUGGUUUGUUGGUUUUUUUUUCAUUUUAUGCAAAGAUUGUCUUGUUUGGCAAGGAUUUUUAAGAUAUUCCAUCAGUGAUGAUUAAAUUUUAUAAGACUUCCUAAUCACUUCUCAGAGUAUAUGUUUUUAAUUGAGAAGCAAAAUUGUUAUUUCAGAUUUGUGAUGCUAGUAAUGUGAACGAACUAGAAGUUACUAUGCAGUUGUCAGAAAUAAAUAAAUCCAACUUUCUCU